Parnassius mnemosyne (clouded apollo) is the source of this 624-nucleotide messenger RNA. The record is from the annotation of a GenBank genome assembly. Lineage: Eukaryota; Metazoa; Arthropoda; Insecta; Lepidoptera; Papilionidae.
AUGAGAAAACAAAGGACGGCAAUGCAAAACCAAAUGAGUGAAAUGAUGACAUAUCUAACAACAGUUACUAAUAUGCAAGUCGAAAACUUCAUGAAAAUCAACGAGAAUGUCUCGACUAUAAAACAACAAAUAAACGAUUUUAAAUUAACUACUGACACCUUAGCUAAAGAACAAACAAAACUAAAACUUGAAGUGGACAAUCUCAAAAAAAUUAGUAAUAUUACAGAAAAGAAAAUAGAAUCAAUUCAAUCUAAUAUUCUAAUUCAAGGUACUACUCCAUCAAGCUCGACCUCUAUAUUGAAUGUGCAAGAAGAGAUAGUAGCUGAACUCAACGAACGUACUAUGAGGAGCAAAAAUAUAAUAAUCGCUGGUGUGCCGGAAUCAAAAUCUACCAACCUAAAUGAGAGAUACGAGGAAGAUAAGACAGCAGUCCUAAAUAUCAUCAAAACUACACUGCUUGGUGACGUCACUGAGCCACAAAAAAUUUAUCGGCUGGGAAAAUACCAACCAGAAAUGGGGCAAACUAGUGUAGUACGUGGUUGCGGCAGUAGUUGGUGUCCAGGAAGUGAUAUAAGAUUUCACACACAACAAGUGCAUGACAUGAAGAGUCUAUUGUGCAAAUAG